UGGUUAAAACUGCAUCACCUUCUUAAGAGGCGUGCUACGUUAAGUAACUUCGGAAUACUCACGAGUCCGGCAUAGGAUUAAUGUUCGUUAUGCAAAAAUACGUUGAAUGUCUUGAUUAACUGUCAGUGUUAGUAGUUUUCUUACUAAAAUAAUUUAUAGAUUCACAUAAUUGGACUAUUACUCGUCCACCAGGAUUUUAUCGGCCUAUAAUUGACUUAAGGAUCAACAAAUGAGUUUCAAAACUCUUUUUGAUUUCCCGUUUACUAUUCCUGCUUUUCCUGAUAAUGAUUCUGACAAGGAUAAGCUUCGUCUGGAUGACAACCUUGAAAUGGGUGGAAUCGACAUUGGGCCUUCUGCCGCCCUGACCCCGGCCAUCUGGGACAAGACCAUCCCAUACGAUGGCGAAAACUUCCACCUGGAGUACAUGGACCUUGAGGAGUUCCUCUUGGAGAACGGGAUCGCCAACGCUGCCGCAGCCCUUGACGACUCCGACAUGGGCAGCUCAGGCGAAUGCUCCCCGAAGAAGGCUCUCAAAGGCCAGGCAGCGGUGACCCCAAAGUGUCCUUCGUCGCCAGCGACCCUGCUGCCCAUCACGGCACUUGACCAGUCUGAGGAGGUCGUCGGCACCAGCGAGCUAGCCGUUGAGUCUGAGAUCUGCAUAGAGGUGAGCACGGACGAGGGCAGGCUUACCCCCGAGCCCGCGGACCCCGCGGACAUCGAGGUGGACAUCGCCUUCGAGCCGGACCACACCGACCUGGUGCUGUCGAGUGUGCCCGGUGGCGAGCUGUUUAACCCCCGCAAACACAAGUUCACAGACGAAGACCUCAAGCCCCAGCCCAUGAUCAAGAAGGCCAAGAAGGUGUUGGUUCCUGAGGAGAGGAAGGAUGAGAAGUACUGGCAUCGGAGGAGCAAGAACAACGUGGCAGCCAAGCGAUCCCGCGACGCGCGGCGCCUGAAAGAGAACCAGAUCACGGUGCGCGCUGCAUUCCUGGAGCGCGAGAACUCGGUGCUGAGGUCGGAGGUCGUCGAGCUGCGGAAGGAGUGCGGGCGAUACAAGACCACGGUGACGCGCUUCCAGGCCAAAUACGGAGCCCUGUAAGAGACCCCGUCCGCCCUCCUCAAGACCCUGUCAUGUACACGGGGCACAGGGCCGCCAAUGUUGCACACGUGUUCACACGUGCUCAGACUAGUCUCCCACCAUAUUAAAUAGUAUCGUUUAUUUUGUUUUAUAAAAGAAACCGCAGCCAGCUCAAAGGUCAAUAUUUUGUCACUGGUUGAAAACUAUGAAUGUCUUCCAUGGUGGCUUCACUACAAUAAUGAGUAAUGCUGUGAUUAAGUUGUUUCUCAAAUUGUGUGGCAAAGAGUGAAAUGUUCAUCUACAUUUGUAAUGGUAAAUGAAGAAGAUAGCCUAGAUCUGAUGAGGUUUAUUAAAUAAAGAAAAGGGAAACUAUAAGUAACAGCUUUUUGACCGCCCCUUUCUAUCUAAUAUUUCUCACAGGUUUUAAGUGGACCUGUGGCAGAGCCCUUGGCCUAGGACUGAUUAAUUAAUGUAUUGUUUGCUGUUCAAUUCAAAUGAUUAAAUGGGGGUCAUUCCUUUACAUUGGACAUUCAAUUUUUUCUUGACCUGUCCCAUUGUAGUUAAAGAUGAUCAAGUUGACUCAAUAACCAUGGAGGGAGGUAAGAGGGAAGAAUGGUUGAAAUGUUAACACUACCCAAUUCAACUUUAAAAAAGGAAAUAUAGUAAUGUUAAAUGGAAAUAGUAGAAUUAAAGGAACAUUGGUUGGUAGUUUGCCUUAACGGAAAAAAACAUUCACUCUAGACAACAUUAGAGAUGGAAAGAUGGAAAUUCGAUUUAUUAAAAAGUGUGGUUAAUAAUUACUGCUGAUGCUGAUGAAGUCACUGGGUCUACAUCUUUAUCAAUUGUCCUAAAUUGUGCAUCUUCUUACCUGCCAUAUCACACCACAUGGAGACUCAAAUAAUUUGUAAUGACAACCUCAGUUUUAAAGUGUUUUUUUUACCCGCUCUUGACUUAUAUUAAUAUAUUAAGAGGCAAGUUAGGUCCAAAGAGAUAUAACCUCACAACUCGAAUAACUUGUCUUUAUUCAGGAAACUUAACGGAUAGGAAUACACCCAUAUAAGCCUUGACAGUGAGUUCUAGUUAGUCUGGUCCAACACUAGGGUUUGUCAUGCUUGAAACUGUCAACUCUAUCCUGUAUUGGUUAUCUUGUCUAAUGUUAUAUGUAGUAUGUUUGCAUGCCUUGUAAAUAACUAGAUAUAUAGUUUAAGGGUUGUGUUUCAGGGAUACUUUUUAAAUGUUGAAAGACUGCAUAAAUGGGAUAUUAGCCUUGCCUUUGGCAUUAGUUAAAAUGUAUUGCCAGUCCAGCCUACAAAGUUAGAUUAAAAGUACAUUUUGUUUGAUAACUGCUUAAUAACACACAUUUGCAUUGAUUUCGUAUUUCUGGUUAGACUUGUAUCAGGAUCCUUUCAGGAAAAAUGUGUAUUUUCACUGUCAAUGCAGUACUUGGUUUACAAUACUCAUGUAUUUGAUUGGAACUAAAAUAAAGCCUAUUUUGUUUUGGGCGAUAGAACUCGGCCUCCAUGAAUUUUGUUAUGCUACGCGACUACCUGGCCGGAAAAAAACACUGUCAAGCUGAAUACACUUACGGCUUUGCCUCAACCCAGACAAAAAUAC
Messenger RNA from Gadus chalcogrammus (walleye pollock), 2692 nucleotides. It is a transcript of the gene tefa, whose product is annotated as TEF transcription factor, PAR bZIP family member a. The record is from RefSeq and is a predicted model, not a curated record. Gene Ontology annotation, molecular function: DNA-binding transcription factor activity, RNA polymerase II-specific; RNA polymerase II cis-regulatory region sequence-specific DNA binding. The coding region runs from base 230 to 1099 and encodes 289 amino acids. Gene Ontology annotation, biological process: regulation of transcription by RNA polymerase II. NCBI's taxonomy places the organism in Eukaryota, Metazoa, Chordata, Actinopteri, Gadiformes, Gadidae. The transcript is spliced from 4 exons. Gene Ontology annotation, cellular component: nucleus.